GAGCUAAAGGGAGGGAAACACAGAGGGAUCGCGUGUCAUCAUUAGAUUAAGGACUAAAUUGUUUGGAAAUGCUGAUUUUAUCUAAAGAAAAACAUCAGGGGAAAUAAACGGAACGGAUGAAAUUGGACACAGUGUCUAAGAACAUUUCAACAUGCUGUUUGUUCGGCAUUAAUAAUUUCAAACAGGCGCCCCAGCCUGCCGCUUACGUUUACUGUCUGUCACACUGGACAACGCGAACAGGUGAAGAUACGCAAGAAAGGAUGCUGAAACUGAGAAGAAAGGGAUGGACUGCUAAAAGAGCAAAUGUAUGAAGAUUAGAGAGAGAGAGAGCGAGAGAGAGAGAGAGAGAGAGGUGUUUCCCCGCUGCACGUUUCCUUCGGCUGGAUGGACUGUUUCGUUUAGGGAAUAAGAAGUAAUUGAUUAAAAUAAGCUUUAUUAUAGACUUAAAUGCAAAUAUAUCAGGGAAAGAACCUGGAAGGAUGACAGUACCACCUGUAUAUUACGGGAAUAUGUAUUGAAGGGACCAGGGAGGCACAUAGGCGAGGUAUAACAUAUGUAGCUUAUAUUUUUUGGAAGCUUAUGUCUUUUAUAUACCAAAGGAACGAACCGUAGCACAGUGACGUUGCGAUGUUUUGCUAGGUGAUGUAGCGCGGAAAUAUUACAUUAUUCAUAAACUGUAGCCAGUUAUUAAAAAUAAAUCUUCUGCGCAGUCUUUCGGACCACACGCCGUCAGGACCACUGCUUUCCUCAGAAAACAAACUACAUUUCACCUUAACAUUUGUGCUAUUUGCGUGUUCAUGUGUGUGUGUUCAGUAACACACGCACUGCCCGCACGCGAACAGAGCCAGACCCACAACGAGCUCCUCCCACCCCCCUCCCUUCUCGGUUCUCUCUCCUCCUCUCCCACCCCCUGCUCCUCUAUGCUCAGUUCGGUGUGUGUCUCCACUUUCAAAGGGCGCAAGGGUGGGAACAAGUCGUCCAGCAAAGCAUGUUACAGCGCAGACAUGACUUGUCCGUCAGAGAGCGACAAAAUUGUGAUAAACUGCGGGGGGGUUCGGCACGAGACGUACCGCAGCACCCUGAAGACGCUGCCCGGCACGCGCUUGUCUUGGCUCACCGAGCCAGACGCGUUCAGUAACUUUGACUAUGACCCCAAAUCCGACGAGUUUUUCUUCGACCGUCACCCCAACACUUUCGCAUUCAUCCUGAACUAUUACCGCACGGGAAAGUUGCACUGUCCCAAUGAUGUAUGCGGUCCUCUGUUCGAGGAGGAGCUCGCUUUUUGGGGCAUCGAUGAGACGGACGUGGAGGCUUGCUGCUGGAUGAACUACAGACAGCAUCGGGACGCCGAGGAAGCGCUGGACAGUUUCGAGACACCCGAACCGGAACUGCCGGAGGACGACCCGGCCCUGACCGGUGGCGCGGACGGGGACCUGAAGAGGUUGUGUCUGCAGGAGGAUGGACGACACCCUAGCUGGUGGAGUAUAUGGCAACCCCGAAUCUGGGCGCUCUUUGAGGAUCCAUACUCCUCGAAAUACGCCAGGUAUGUGGCGUUCGGCUCGCUUCUGUUCAUCCUCAUCUCCAUCUCAACAUUUUGCUUGGAGACGCACGAGGCCUUCAACACCAUCUACAAUAAGACAGAGAACGUGACGGUGGGAAACGUCACGCGGGAGGAGGCUGCGUUUGAGGUAGUGACGGACAACUGGCUCACCUAUGUGGAGGGAGUCUGUGUCAUCUGGUUCACCAUCGAGGUGUUCGCUCGCGUGAUUUUCUGCCCGGACAAGGCCGAGUUCUUCAAGAGCUCGCUGAACAUCAUCGACUUUGUAGCCAUUCUGCCCUUUUACCUGGAGGUGGCGCUGAGCGGACUCUCCUCUAAAGCAGCUAAAGACGUGCUGGGCUUUUUGCGCGUCGUGCGAUUCGUCCGAAUCCUGCGAAUCUUCAAGCUCACCCGCCAUUUCGUGGGGCUGAGGGUGCUGGGUCACACGCUCCGCGCCAGCACCAAUGAAUUCUUGCUCCUCAUCAUCUUCCUCGCCCUCGGAGUGCUUAUCUUCGCCACUAUGAUCUACUAUGCCGAGCGCAUCGGCGCGUCCCCGGACGACCCCACGGCGAGCGCUCACACCACCUUUAAAAACAUCCCCAUUGGCUUUUGGUGGGCGGUGGUGACCAUGACGACGCUGGGCUAUGGCGACAUGUAUCCAGAGACAUGGUCUGGUAUGUUAGUGGGCGCCUUGUGCGCCCUGGCGGGCGUGCUGACCAUUGCCAUGCCUGUGCCCGUCAUUGUGAACAACUUCGGCAUGUACUACUCUCUAGCCAUGGCCAAGCAGAAGCUACCCAAGAAAAAGAACAAGCACAUCCCACGGGCUCCACAGCCUGGAUCGCCCAACUACUGUAAACCAGAUGCCCUGGCCAUGGCCACUGCCUCACCGCACAGGCUCAUGGGUAAUGUGCUGGGCGGUAUGGUGGGCUCUGGGAGCAUGGCGGGAGACUGUCCUCUUGCACAGGAGGAAAUCAUAGAGAUUAACAGAGCAGACUCAAAGCAGAAUGGGGAUGCUGCAAAUGCAGCUCUGGCCAAUGAAGACUGUCCCACCAUAGACCAGGUGCUGGGGCCAGACGACAGGAGUCCAGCCACUGGUGGGUUGGGGACAUGCACGGGGCGCGAACGUUACCCCCAUGACCGGGCCUGCUUCCUCCUAAGUACCGGAGAGUUCCGCACCACAGACAGCAAUGUCAGGAAAGGUUGUGUCGUGUCAUGCGUUUCAGCCGGCUAUGAGAAGUCCCGCAGCCUCAAUAACAUCUCGGGGAUGUCGGGGGCUCCUUUGCGUCUGACCCCCAUCACCCCUAUCAACAACCAAUCCUAUGAACCCUACGAGUCCCCUGGCCCUCUACGCCGCUGCAGAUCCCCCAUCCCCUCGAUUCUGUAGCACAGCGUAGGACAAAUGAAACAAAGAAGGACGCUCAAUGCACCCUCAUUCUGCAAUAGUAUUAAUAAUCGUGAUAAGUACUCGCACCUCAGCUCCUCCAUUGUUUGGACAGGGUGGGGGUGUGGAACUAUUUUUAAUGUCAUGCCUCAAAGGGGGUUGAUGAGCUUUAAGUACUUAAAUGAAUCAAAUGAGCAUUUUCCGUCAUUUUAUCGCACAUACUUCAGGCAAUAUCUCAGACAGGCAACUAAAACAAUUAUAUGCUGUAUCUUCGAGCGAGUUAUGCCUUAUUAAUAUACAAAAAAGAAGCACUGAAUAACGUUAUUAUAAUAAAACCCCUCACUGGUCCGUAGGCACCCUGUAGGAAAUCUAUACCUGUAGUUGAAUGACUGUAGUUGGCUUUCCCACAUUCUCCGCCUGUUUGCUGGUUAUGUAAAAGCUAAGACUGGGAAAUCCAGCAGGCUUAUUCAUUGAGCAGCUGUUGCUCCUUUGAUAAACCAUUAUAGGCCUUGAAAAAUAAAUCUCUUCAUAUCAAAGCUUGAAGGGUCACAUACGACAAGUAGUUCAAGUGCAUGCAAGAAAUGACUUAAGUUAGGCAAGUAGAGCAUAACUAAACUAAAACUCAGUCCCCUGCUACAUGAAACUAUACAUCUACUCUACUCUGCUGGACUGAUGUUAACAUAAAGCGAAGCCCUGAAGCGCUACUGUAAUGGAUCUAGAAUUGGAUUUGUUUGGCUGAUGUUAAGUUUUGGUGAUUUGGAGCAUUAUCGCUAUCAUUCUUAUGACACAAGGACACUUUAACCUCACGUAAUCACAUCGCUCUAAAACAUUUCCAACAGCAACAUUGGUUUGCACUGAAUAUCUUGAAAAAUGUACUUCGCAGGGGACACGUUAUUAAGUCUUCGGAAAAAUACUCAAACGGUGUUUGUGCAAUACUGUAUCAACUGUUACGAUGACCUCAGACGAGCUGGAGACUUUACUAUUUGCAACUAUUAACUUUAACUACUAUUGUAAAAUAACAGCGAGACCGAGAACUGAUCACUACAAAAGGCUAUUUUUGUACUUUAAAGCAUUUAGACAUCACAGUGAGUUUCGGGGAUAGGAGUUGUGUGGGCUUUGAGUUGGAGAUCUUGCAUGGAGAUGUACUGUACUAUGAACUUUUUAGUUUUUGUAUUUUGAAACACUACUCUGCAUUUUUGUCACAAGAACCAUACAUCAAAAUGAAACGAAAGGAGGAGCCAUCAUAUUAAGAGCCUAUAAACUUCUGCACUUCUUCCGGACCCUUACCAAUUUGUAUAGCGCAUGAACGAACGGACUUUUACUAUGGUAUUUCCUCAUAAAUAUGAAGACGUGUGAAGCUAAGCUGCACUCCUCACUGGAUAUCCGCGUGUAAUGGGGCUGUGGUGAACCAGACAGUUCAUCUAAGGGCACGAAUUAACUGGACCUUCAUCAUCAUCAUCAUCAUCACUGUCAUUAUCCUCCCUUAUCAUUAUUAUCAUUUCCGAUUACUGUUAUUCCUAUAAUUUGAAUGCAGUAGAAAAUCAGUUCAGUUUGUUUUCUCUCUGGUCCCCUUUUCUUUCUCUAUUUCUUUUGUUUUUUUUAUCUGCCCUGUCUUUUGGAUGCUGACCUUCGUACCAAUAUAAAGGAGGGAACAUUGAAUGGAUGCUGGAUUGACAGCGAGAACUAUUCUGAAAGCCCUGUGCUUAUCAGAUAUAUGCAAAAAGAAGCAGUAACUGUGAACUAAUCCUAGAACAGAAAAUCCACUUCUUCCUUUUACAAAUACAUUCCCGAACGAACACCUGCCCCCUGUCCCCCAAAACCGACAUCAGCUCCUGUACAUUCCAUUCAGUAUCAAAGACUAUUUCGGUUCUGUAUUGCCAUCUCACUCUCCCCGAACCCACACCAUCAUCAAUCUUAUAGUUAUGCAUUAUUAAUGAGGAAUUUUGUUGUUGCAUUAACUUCAGCUCUCACCCCCUCUGCAGGUUUUACGGGGGAAUGAACUGACGUAGCAUUCACUGUUGUAGCUCACUAGCACUCUCUUUGGUCACUUUAUUUUUUAUUUAAACAAAACAUUUAGGCGUUCAUCGGAACCAGAACUCUGUGUUCUUGUGCAAAGUAGCCGUUCUUCCAUUUGUCAUUUAGUAAUACCACUGUUCAGGGAAGUGGAGGAUAAUGAUAAUGGCACUGACUACAGCGAUGCAUGUUUCCACACAUUCUUCAAAAGUGCUGCAUCCUAAUGCAUAUUUUGGUUUUUCUGUGCGUAGAGACGAGUCAGGGUGGGCAGAGUAGGAGGGGCCAGAUCCAUUUACAGUAAAUCCCUUUACGACAUACAGUAGAAGAGAGAGGCCUGCUCCUAGUUAGCUUAGUUACCGAAUGGCCUGGUAAGUGGAAACAGAGCUGCAUGUGACCACGGAGGAAGAUGUAAAUAAUUCUCGUGUACACAAAUUGCAUGUCGAGUUCACAGCACAGAAGCUAACGUGUGGCAUUUGAUAUAGGGAGAGCAAGUAAGUUUAAGCAGUUCAACUAUAUUACCCAGAAUCCUCUCUGUGUCUGUCAGACUUACGCUCCCCUAUCACUACUCAGGUAUAUCUCUUUUGUUUGUCUAAACCAGUGCUUCCAAAAUGAUGUCAUUAAAACAGAGAAAAAGAGAGAGAGAGAGAAAGUGAUGAUUUAUAGACAUUUGUUUUUAUGUGCAUAAUAAUGAAAUAAUUCUGUUUUCUCAUCAAGUCUUCCUAGUUCCUACGCGUAUUUCACCCGUCCAUCAUUUUUCCCGCCACUGUCAUUUCACAUCAUUUUAAUUUAUUGUCAAUGACUCUACUGCUUCCAAAAAAAAAACAAACAGCCACCACCAACCAAAAAAGCCCGGAUAACAUAAGAAAUCAAGGAAAACCAUUCACUUGUUAAAACUUGUUAAAAGUGGAUUACCAAAAAAACUAUAUGGAAUCAGGACUUGACCGAAUCAGGAGAUGAAAACAUGAGGGACAGAUUGAGUGUUUGAAUGAUUUUCGACAAAUGAAGACAGGCGCCGUGAAAUGGAGGACAGUUUGGGGAAGAAAGAAAAUAAAAGAGGAGGAGUUGCGCUGAACGCUUCUCAGUUGCUGAGCUUCUGAACUGCCCCUUUAUCACUUCAGAAGAGCUCCACAACUGCAGAGCCGAUCCAGAGUCAAACCCCAGGGUCGCCACAAGAUUAGAGAUGACUCGGAGAAGACAAAAGAGAGAAAAUGAGAGAAGAACCGACUUGAAAAGAAAACAUUGUGUCACUCAUCUCUCCAUUACUCAUUUAACCCCUGAGUAUAUCAGUCCGACGUAGGUGCAAUAACCUGAUGAUGAUUCUGUUUCUUUGGAGGAUGUCGAACUUUGAUGCUUCCAGGGAUCCAAAAGGGCCAAAUUCAGCAUACAAACUUUGGUAUGCUCAGGCGAGUCCCUUUCUCUAACUACCUGAAGAGCGAGGUGGAAAAUGGAUGCAAUUUAAAUGGACAAGAACUAUUUUUGUGCCGUGUGAAGUUUAAUGCACCUGCAACCUCGUCAAUUUCAAUCCAGUCUUAGAUACAACUAAUGUGUGGAAAAAUACCCAUCAUGCUCUUUCAACGCUAUGCAAUUCAACCACACAUUGAAAUCACGGUCAAGUUCAUCGAAAGCUUGGAUCUCACCUAUCACCCAAACUUUUCCUCUUUCUCUCUCUCUUUGACCUUUUGGAGAUCUUGCACGUGCUUUAAUUCAAAUAGACUAUAUGACAUCAUCAGUCUGGCAUAUAUAUACCACACGAACAGUUUCCUAUCCAUUCCAUUGGAAAUCUUAUUAAGAGUGUCCUGCUCAGGGCAGACUUUAAAGAGACGAUUGUCAACCUCACUCUCUCUCUUUCUCUCUCUAUCUUAGUUAAGCUCUCUGCAUCUCAGCAUUUCUGUUCCACUGUAGAUGAACUGCAUGGCAUGAAUGAAAUGGGAAAAAAAGAGAGAAGGGUGCUAGAGAUCACACCUGAUAUGAAAUGAUCAGGACCGCUCUGUUUGCACAGUAAAACGGCCGGUCGAAAUAAACUCUGGAUCAAUGGAUGGAGACAUCAGGAUAAAGCGCUAGUCUUUCAGUUUCACGCGAGGAACAGAAAAAACGACAUACUGUACGUGCAUGACACCUGUUGACGGACAGAGGGGUUUUUAAGCGGACUGGGUGAACUUUAAACAAAAGUCAAAAAAAGAGAAAAAAGAACGAGAAAUUUAAAAAUGCAUUUUCUCACUUUGUUUACCAGCAUGACUAAACUGCAUGACUUCUGUAAGCCCUGAACCCCAAAAUUAGAGGGCUUGAAAUCACUAAACAGCAAAAUCAAAUGGAAACAAUAAAGGUUUAUGCUAAAUGCUACUAAAUUUAGAAAAAAAAAGAUUAUAUUUAAAAAAAAGAGAGGCUCUAUAUUUUGUUUUUGAAUAUAAAAAAUAAUGUAAAAAUAUAUAGGAUUGCAAGAUUCAUACAGUUUCGUUGGAAUACAACCCCCCCACCAAGUCUAGCUGAAUGAUGAGAUGAACCCCCUUCGACUACUGCUCCCUCCAUGGCUUCCUUUUUGAUUUUCUGUCGUUUCAUCCUUUACUUGAACUCUCCUGGCUCUCUGCUCUGCCCUUCACAGUCUAUGCUGAGCAUUGCAUCACCCCUGCGGUCUCUCGUCGUGGUCUCCAGCAGUGACAUCACAGCUCCCGUGGAGAGCUACAGGGCUUUGAUUAUAAUGGUUAUGAGUCUGUAGUGCAAGGCGAUGGGUGUGGGAUUUCUUUUCACGUUCAUGUUCUCGGUCAGGCCGUUGAAGGGUCCUGAUGGGAUGUGUUGAUUUGCAAUAUAACUUAUUCAUGUCUGUUCUGUGGGUCAAUCAAAGCUUUAAGAAGUCUUAUGAAUAUUAGCUUUGUGUGAACUUGAGAGUUCGACACUCUGAGCACUUACAUUGCAAAGUACUAUUGUCCUAUCAAGCCAUAUAUAAUAUUUAAAGAGCAGCGCCGACAUCAAGAUCACAGGUGCUCAGGAGUUUUCUCAUUAGCAUUUCAUUUUUCUUUCGAGUACUGAAUUUUCAUCUAAUUUUGUUUAUUUUUCUUGUAAACUUCCAUAUUGACUUUAAGGUUGAAUUAUCCUGGAAGGUAUCAAAUCAUCAUUUCAUUAUAACUGCUUUUACGCCACUGAAAUUUGUUUUUGCUUUACCAACAGUGGAUGAAUCCACCAAGGGGUCUGCUACUAUGAAGUUUCUGUAUUUUUUUAUGUUUAAUUAUUUCCUUUUCAAGUGUCCAUCAUUCAUUAUUUCCUGAAUUUGAUGCAAACUUAGUUUAGCAACUACCUAUGCAACACCUAAGCAAGACCUUAGCAGCUUCCACACAUGUCAUGUCCUCAGGCCAGCUGGCUGGUGUCUGUUUACUGGUGCCGUGUGUUUCCAGGCAGUGGAGGUGAAGACGUAUUUGCAGCUCCUUUACUAUGAGAUCAAGGGCCAGCGUUGUGUAGCGUGUAGUGCACAGAAGAAGUAACGUAGUAGCAGCUGGACUAAGUAGCUUGAAGGUACAACAAACGUGUGCAGCUGUAGUAGCCAUGUCGCUUUUUAGUGGUGCACUGAUUUUCCUCUUUUAAGUUUUCACUAAAUGUCUUAUUUUGGUUCAGGGGUGUACAGCCCAGUAUAUACGCAAUGCAGGAAGACAUCCACGCACUUUCAAGUUAAAAUAUACAUUUAUAUGUAAGCAUAUACUCAUCUCAGAGAAUAUAUGUUACCAAAAUCGGUUAGGAAAUGUCACUUUGCAUCUCACUCACGUUACAAUGAGAUGUGCCUCUCCGGUCGAUUAAAUAGUUAAUUUUCACAAAUAGAUAUUACUGAGCAGGAGCAAUAAUGACGGAACGCCACUCGUUUCACGUAGUUUAGUGUCUGCAUUAGGAAUUGGGGGACAGGUUGAUUUCAUUCCUACUAAAUACUGUGUGCCUGAAACUGUUCCCUGAAUAUUUAUGGGCUCUUUUGGUUCUCUAGUGUGUAUGAGAAUUCGUCCUGUGUGUGUGUGUUUCAGCCAUACAUGCACUUGCUGAGUAAGGUCACGUCCCCACACUUGCAUACCUUUACUUGAAACCCAAAUACAAAACAUAUCAAGGAGGAGCAGAACAAAGCCAGAAUCAAAAUUCACUCUUUCUCUUUUUCCUGUUUGCAUCCCCCUCUCAUUCCUCUCUUCCCUCCUGUUCUCGAUUUUUGAGGAAGACGCUUUUUUGCAUCUCUUGUUCUUGUGUUUUUCUAUCAUAUUGUUUGAAGUCGUUUGAAGAUUAUAAUGCAUGCAUGGAGUAAAAUGAGGACAAUAAUUUGUGAAUGGCCAGAUUGAACCAUCUCUUUCACCUGGGCUCUCUACUCUGCUACCUCUCUCUUUAUACAGAGAGAAAGAAAGAACACGUCUGGCUAAAACAUCUCUUCCUUUCAAAUGUAGCAGUACCAAAAAUACAUUAUGGGUAUACAUUAGCCAUAAUAAAAAUGACCUUACUUAUAUAGUUUUUAUGUUCGUGUAAAUUUGGUGCCUGGUGUGUCUGAAGAAAAUUUUAGUAGCAUUUCAUUUUAGCUAAUGCUAAACAAGAGCUUCCACUGACACAUGCAGCAGAUUCUCAGUUUAUUUGUUUAUCAGUUGUGUCUGUGAACCUACAGUACUAUUAUAUAUAUAUAUAUAUUUGGGCCACCAUAUUUUUUAUACUUCAGUUGCACUUUAACUUGCUGUCUCUACGUGUAGCUUGUUUAAAGGGGGAAUUCAUUGCACUAUCAAUCACAGCAUACGGAGCUGCUGUGUCUACUGCUGAGCGCGACCUUAACCAUACAUAAACCCCCGAGUUAAUAAACCGAGACAGAGAUAAAGAGAGAAGAGAGAGAGAGGCCAGUGAGAAAGAGAAGGUUCCCAAAACAAUGAACGAGUUCUAUGCUACGUACUAAGAUUGAUGCUGGAUACAAUUUUAUUGUCAUAAAUAAAAGAGAAAAAAUAUCAAGAACUGUAUAAAACAUAUUUCAAUGGAAUGUUUAUUAUUUACCUUUUAUAUUUUUGAAAUGUAUAAUAAAAAAAAAACAAUUAAUAAACUGUAAUAAUUUAACAGAGUUUGUGAAAACUGAGACUUAAAAAAUUGUUAUAUUACUAAAAGUAUGAAAGUUUGAACGUGAAUGCAAACCUACCUGAUCAAAUCUUCUCCAUUACAGAUAGGAAAAGUAAAAAAAAAACAUUAGAAAAAUGAGAUACAAUUAAAAAAGUCAAAAACUCAAUAAAAAUGUUAAAAAGCUCAUGCCAAAAUUUUCA
Misgurnus anguillicaudatus (oriental weatherfish) is the source of this 10180-nucleotide messenger RNA. The record is from RefSeq and is a predicted model, not a curated record. Lineage: Eukaryota; Metazoa; Chordata; Actinopteri; Cypriniformes; Cobitidae.